AUGUAUUAAAUAACUCCAAUAUCAGAUACAAUAAAGUCUCGAUACCCAUAACUCAAGGAAUACUACCUAUGCCAAUUUUUGGGGGAAAACCAAUAAUCUGCAAUAAUAUGUUCGAUUCUACAUUAUCUUUUGAAUCGUCAGCGAAGCAAAACUCUCGAAUAUUUUAGGAGUCCAAAGAUAAAUUACAAGAAUUAGCAAUCUUAAGAAAUCGCUCAAAUUCUGAGGGAAAGUAUGUAAAUGGAAAAUCCAAUAUAAAACUUCUUCGAAAAGUUGUCAAUUUACGAUUAGAAUAAUAUUAUGACAGAAGUUUUACUUUAAGACUUUUGCUUUUCUUAUUAAUUAAUAUAUAAGGGUUAAAUUUGUUUGAAUUAUUUGGCUGACUUCUUAGACUUGAAUAUUAAUAUCAUUCCAUAAUUUAUCAGUUUAGGUAGAGGGAAUAGUAAUUUAAUUAUAAUUAAAGAGCAGGAUGAAUACUAUUUUAUCAUCCCGGAACCUCAAUUCUAACUAGAAACCUAAACCAUUUGUUUUAUUUGCAGCAGAAAGGUUUAUGUCUUCCUGAAACUUUAUUGUAAUCAUUAAAUUUGUUGGAAUUGUCUCCUUAAGCAAAACCAUCAGAGUUAGAUGAGUAAUUUUAAAUGUCGAUGUGGAUAGGUUAUUUAAAAGUAGUAGAUUGAAUAAUUUUAAAUUGAAAUCAGUACUAUAGCCAAAACAAAUCGUUAUAAUUUAGUGUUGGAGCAAUUUUAUCAUCAAUACCUCUCCUAAUUAGUAUAAAGAAGGAGUUUAAUGCGUACUAGUUUUACAAAAUAGCUUAAUGAAUCAAUAACUGAGUAAUUGACUGCAACUGAAAUUUAGAUUUCACUCCUUGAUGAGACAAAUAGAGUUUUGGAGCAACUAGAUGAACCUUGCUGCAAUUGUCAUAGAGAAUCAAACAAACCUUAUUUUUAUUUGAAUAAUUGCACACAUAAAUUUUGCUUUGAUUGCAUUAAAAAAGAGUUUGAAAAUGAUAGUUGUGGAGGAUGUUAUUGUAGUGCAUGUUAUAAUAAAGUCUCAAGAAAAGAAUAUGAGUUAUAUUUAUAGAUGAUAAAUGUUGCAAAAUACAGUGUCUAAGAGAAACCACCAGAAAAAGAGAAAACAGAAAACAAAUGUUUGAAUUGUAAUAACACAUUUCAAUAUCAGUUGUUUAAAAUUGAGAAUUGUAAGCAUAGCUUUUGCGAUACAUGUGUAGAAUAGUUAAUAGCAGUUAAUUACUUUUUAGUUUACUAUUGUACUGUUCCAAAUUGCCCAGGUACUUUCAACAAGAAGGACUAUGAAAUGUUUAAAUAAGAGUUUAGAAAACAGUUGUAAAUAUCAUAUUCUGAAUUAGAAAUUACAUGUCAUCAAGUUUCAUAUGACUUUAACCAAUUAAAUAAUUCUAAUUAAUGCCUAAAGUAAUUAUCUGUUUCUCAAUCUGAAAUUAAUGACUAAAUUUGCUCAAAUUUUAGUGAUCCAAAUUAGAAAAGUAAGAAUCUAAUCGAAAACGAAUCCACCAAGAUUACUUCAGAUGAUCAGUAGUAAAUAGAUCUUAAUUGGAGUCUUUUAAUAGACAAAUGCUAAAAAUGCCAGAAACAAUCACAAUAUUAAUUAUUCUAAGUUCCAUUAUGCAAUCACAAGUUUUGUAACUCGUGCAUUAAGGGUUCUAUUGAAAAUAAGUAAAAAGAUUAGAAAUGUCCUAAUAAAGAUUGCAAAAGUUUAUUUACUAAGAGAUCUUAUUAAAAUUAUUAUAAUAACUUAUUGCAGGAUAAAGAGAUCAUCCAAAAUAAUUAACAAAUAUUAAAACAACAAUUAGUCACAAAAUCAGAAACUCUGAAGCCGUAACCGUAAAUACAUAAUCUAUUAAAUCCCACAUAUAACUCUAAUCUAACUGUUAAAGGUUCAUCAACUAGUACAACUGAUUAAUAAUUAUGUUCAUUUUGCAAUAUUUUAAGUGAUUUGGAUUAAAUGUUUGUUAUCAAAUGUGGACAUUAAAUUUGUUCAAGAUGUAGUUUGCGUUUACAGGGUUAAAAUUUGAGAUGUAGUAAAUGUUUGACUAUUUUUGAUAAUCUGAGAUUUAAAUAGUUUAGAUUAAAUUGUAGAUACAAAUGUGAUAAUUGUAAGAAUACUUUCCCUUUCGAUUAGAUUUCACCAAAUUAAACAUGUCCACAUUUUUUAUGUUGGUAAUGUCUCUAAAGAAUUUAUAAGAAUUAAGGGAAUUAAUAGUGUUGUGUCAAAAACUGCCAAAAAUAUUUUGCAGUAGAAAAAAGUUAGAAAUCAUAUCAAUACUUUCCAAAAAUAGACGUAGAACUAAGUGAAGAAACAUUACAAGUUUAAAAUUUGAAAUUCGUAACCGAUUAAAAAACGACUUUAUCGAAUUCUUAAGCUAUUGCUAAAAAUGACCCAAGCCAAUCUAUUUUAUUAGAGUCAACAAAAUAGAAAUAAGAAAUUAAACAACCUUCUAAAAUACAAUCAUGUAUGAUUUGUAAUUCUGAUUUCGAUGAUUAUAAUUAGCCGGUAUUUUUCUCGUGCAAUUUACAUAUAAUUGGUAUAUGUUGCAUACUUAAAAAUUAUGAGCUAUGUUACCUAUGCGAUAGAAGACAUUGA
Messenger RNA from Paramecium octaurelia, 2616 nucleotides. The record is from the annotation of a GenBank genome assembly. Lineage: Eukaryota; Ciliophora; Oligohymenophorea; Peniculida; Parameciidae.